Chelmon rostratus (copperband butterflyfish) is the source of this 1826-nucleotide messenger RNA. RefSeq lists its product as uncharacterized. The transcript is spliced from 10 exons. The record is from RefSeq and is a predicted model, not a curated record. Lineage: Eukaryota; Metazoa; Chordata; Actinopteri; Chaetodontiformes; Chaetodontidae. The coding region runs from base 57 to 1343 and encodes 428 amino acids. Gene Ontology annotation, molecular function: structural molecule activity.
UGCUGUGUUCCUCUGGAUCCCACUGCACCUCUUCCUGAAGAAACCUGCCACCCAUCAUGAACUCCAGCAUGUCAGUGAGGAGUUACUCCAUGAGCCGUCAGCCCUCCUUUUCCAGCCGUUCUCUGAUGGACACCGGCCGCGCUCGGUCCCGUGCUUCGGUGUCCUUCGCCACCGGAGGCCCGCUGAGCCGCUCGGCCUCUAUCAGCCAGGACCUCAACGGGCCGAUAAGCCUGCAGCUUAAUGGACUGCACGGCAACAGCACCAACGAUAAGGAAGCCAUGCAGAAUCUCAACAACCGUCUGGCCAACUACCUGGACAAGGUGCGAUCACUGGAGCGCUCCAACGCUGACCUGGAGAUGAAGAUCAAGCAGCUGAUGCUCGACCGCAUUCCCAAAGGUCAUGACCUCGACUCCAUGAUGGCCCAAGCUCAUGCUGUUGAGCAAGAGGUGAGGAAGAAGACCUUGGAAAAUGCUCGUCUCAUGUUAGAGAUCGAUAACGCUAAACUGGCUGCUGAUGACUUCAGAAUCAAGUGGGAGACUGAGCUGGUGAUGUGUCAGUCUGUGGAGCGAGACUGUGUCGCUCUGAAAAAGGCCAAGACCGACCACGAGCAGAUCAUCGCCUCUCUGAGGGGAGAUCUGGAUAGCCUGAAAGAGGAACUUUACUUCCUCAAGAAAAACCAUGAGGAGGAACUGGAGCAGAUGAAGUCUCGCAUUGCCAGAGAUGAGGUGAACGUGGAGGUGGACUCUGGUGCCAGCGGGCCGGAGCUGGGCACCAUUCUGUCUGACCUGCGUUCCCAGUACGAGGGGAUCGUCAAGAAGAACAAGGAGCAAGCAGAGCAGUGGUACCGCAAGAAGCUGGAGACGGUGCAGACCGAGGUGAAGGAGAGCAACGAGGCUCUGAGAGGAGCUCAGGGCGAGCUGAUCGAGAGGCAGCGCUUCCUGCAGACCCUGGAGGUGGAGCUGGAGAGUCUGCACAAGCAGAUAGCAGCGCUGGAAGGUAACCUGGGUGAGACGGGUCAGAAGUACUCUGCCGAGAUGGAGCGGCUGCAGGCCACCCUGAGCCAGCUCGAGGACGACCUGUCCCAGCUCAGGCUGGACAUGCAGCGCACCAAGACCGACUACGAGCAGCUCCUCCGCAUCAAGCAGAACCUGGAAAUGGAGAUUGCCACCUACAGGCGCCUGCUGGAGGGAGAAGAGACAGUCAAGGAAGUUCCUCCUCCACCAAAAAAGGAGCCUGACGUUCGCACCAGGAAGAUUGUGAAGGUGGUGACCCAGACGAUGGUCAACGGCAAAGUGGUGGACGAGUCCAGCGAGGUGGAGCAGAUCGAGGAGACCAAGAAAUAAGAAUUGAAAACAGAGAGUGGGAUUUCCAAAGAGAGAGAAAAGAAAUUAAAAGAUUAGUGUCAGCAUCUUACACAUGAGCUGUGGAUCAUCAUUUGGGGCAUCUUCUAUUUGGGGGGGCGUUGCUUGACUAUGUUUGUGUUUUCAGAGAAAUGUUUUCUCACAGCUGACCUGUCAGCUCUGCUGUGAUCAGCUGUUUGGUUCUGGAGAAAACGCAGCAAACAUGUGUCCAGUACUGCUGUAGCUGUGCAUGCUUACUUUGAAAAGAGGUGUGUGUGUGUGAGUGUGUGUUUGUGUGAGGCCAACAGACUAACCGCCUUCAUACUGUUUUACUAAUGAAAUGUUUUGUAGUUACACCACAUAUUUAUUUCUUAGUGUGGAUAAGUUUACUUUAGUAAAUGCAAUAUAUACUUUUACUCCAUUUACAAAAAUAUCAUUUAAGUGUAUUGGUUUCGUGUUUGUACUCUGUCUAAAUAAAGUUUCUUU